UUUAAUGUAGACAAUAUAAUUAGUCGUGGAUCGGUUAUUGAUAUGUUAUAAUUGUAUGUGCAGGUAUAUACACCAUGGAGCCUGGACCGACGAGUGAUGAGGUCCUAUAUGACCAGCCUCGACACCGUUCACAUGUUAUAUCCUUUACAGAGAGAGGCCCGGAUAUUGUUAUGGUUGAUCAUAGCCUCAGCCAUAGCCAUUGGCAUCUAGAGGAUGAGCGCAUAAUAGCAGCUGUAGGACGGGCCGGCUUCUUGACAUGUUCAAAGCUUCGUUGGAUGAGGCUCGAUUGGCCCCUACUCACCGCUUUGAUAGAUAGGUGGAGGCCGGAGACCAACACUUUCCACUUCCGAAUGGGAGAGUCUACUAUUACGCUACAGGAUGUAGCUAUGAUACUUGGUCUCCGCAUAGAUGGUCCGUGCGUUACCGGCAGUGAUAGACAUUUUUGGCCGGACAAGUGUGAGGAGUUGUUAGGUGUAGCUCCAGAUGGCUAA
This is a messenger RNA of Asparagus officinalis (garden asparagus), 491 nucleotides long. Its product is annotated as protein MAIN-LIKE 2-like. The transcript is spliced from 3 exons. Gene Ontology annotation, biological process: meristem development; meristem maintenance. The coding region runs from base 75 to 491 and encodes 138 amino acids. Lineage: Eukaryota; Viridiplantae; Streptophyta; Magnoliopsida; Asparagales; Asparagaceae. The record is from RefSeq and is a predicted model, not a curated record.